AUCUGACUCUUUCAGAUGGACAUAAGACUUAAUUCUCACUAGAGUGAGACAGGUAUCCGUAGAACACUCAAGAAGGAUGAAUAAAGCUUGGAAAGCAGUGUUUGUGCUGAGCGCCUUCAUCGCAGCAGCACAAUGCCUGAACUGUCGUCAGUGCCCUUUUGAUUUAUUUGGCACGUGUCUGUUCGGAAGGGACAUCACGUGUAAUAAUUCGACUGAGAGCUGCUACCGUGGACUUGCACAGUUCAAUGCGACUGGCGCUAUCAGUCUGCACAUCCGUGGCUGCGUGGACUCAGACCUGUGUGGGAAGACAGUGACCGGCAGCCUCCUGGGUGCUGGUUUCACCAGCAGUUUCACGUGUUGUACAACAAACCUGUGUAAUGGAGCCACUUCUGUCCAACUCCCUUUCACUGUGGCUCUCUGUGCUGCCAUCCUGUCCUCUCUGUGGGGCUUGUGGGAGUUGUAGUUUUACAUGACCUGCCUCUGUUUCCACAGUUCACUGAGAGGAUUUGUUUACUGUUUGCUCUAAUUCUGCUAUAAAGUGAUCAUUAUAAAUCAGAAUACCAUAGCCUACUAUUUACUAUGAAAAUCAAUAAAGCAUCAUCAAAAAGAGUAAUGGUAA
This is a messenger RNA of Etheostoma spectabile (orangethroat darter), 619 nucleotides long. RefSeq names its product lymphocyte antigen-6, epidermis (gene lye). Gene Ontology annotation, biological process: sperm-egg recognition. The record is from RefSeq and is a predicted model, not a curated record. Gene Ontology annotation, cellular component: membrane. The transcript has 3 exons. Bases 77 to 463 code for a protein of 128 amino acids. Lineage: Eukaryota; Metazoa; Chordata; Actinopteri; Perciformes; Percidae.